Messenger RNA from Dicentrarchus labrax (European seabass), 6619 nucleotides. RefSeq names its product v-maf avian musculoaponeurotic fibrosarcoma oncogene homolog Gb (gene mafgb). Gene Ontology annotation, cellular component: nucleus. Bases 697 to 1341 code for a protein of 214 amino acids. The record is from RefSeq and is a predicted model, not a curated record. The transcript has 3 exons. Gene Ontology annotation, biological process: regulation of transcription by RNA polymerase II; regulation of epidermal cell differentiation. Gene Ontology annotation, molecular function: DNA-binding transcription factor activity, RNA polymerase II-specific; RNA polymerase II cis-regulatory region sequence-specific DNA binding. Lineage: Eukaryota; Metazoa; Chordata; Actinopteri; Moronidae.
GAGAGAGAGAGAGAGAGAGAGAGAGAGAGAGAGAAUCUGCUGAGUCAUCAUGACUGGUCUCAUGAUGAUCGCUCAGCAGCAGUAACAAUAGCUGCACUUUAUCGAACACACACACACACACACACACACACACACACACACAGGUCUGAGAGAUGAGAGCCAGACCAACGCACCAUACAAAGCAUCUCAUUGAGUGCUUGUGGAGAUGCUCAUCUGUGGAGCUGUGCGCUCUAAGGACUGAUCUCAUCUUUUGCACUUCCAGGCUCCCUCUUUGUUGACUUCUGAUUCACACUGUUUUGUCUCCGUCCUGUUGUCUCUUGUGGCAACUUUGGUACAAAUGCGUAUACAUCAUUCGAUUCGCUUUGCCUUCAAUGUUAUCCCUAGUAGGUCUACAGUCUACAUCUAUUUUUCUACUUCUCCCCAGUCUCUAUGCUAGUCUCAGUUAAGGUGUGUGUGUGUGUGUGUGUGUGUGUGGUUGUGUGUGUGUGUGUGAGGCCUCUAACAGUUGGUUUUCCCCUGGAGUCCUUCCCACAAAUUGUACCACUUCCUCUUCUCUCACGUUCAUUUCAUUCCUAUUGGCUUAAAGCCAACCAAUAAGAGUUCAACAACACAAAGGUAGUGGGCACUGUCAGUGUAACCACCAGGAAACAGGAAGUCAGGGAAAUUCUAAGAAAAGUUUGUUUGUCACUUUCACUCAUGCACUGUGGCACAAAUGUGUAUUACUUUAACAUGUUCACACAACAGUGCUCCAACAGCAGAUUUCAGUUUGGUAUGUCUAUACUGGUUCAGAUCUGUUCAGAAGAGCAAGGCUCUUGUGGCAUGACGACGACUAACAAAGGAAAUAAAGCCCUGAAGGUGAAGCGCGAGCCGGGGGAGAAUGGCACCAGCCUCACAGACGAUGAGCUGGUGACCAUGUCAGUGCGGGAGCUGAAUCAGCACCUCCGUGGGCUCUCCAAAGAGGAGAUCCUGCAAUUGAAGCAACGGCGGCGCACCCUGAAGAACCGGGGCUAUGCCGCCAGCUGCCGGGUGAAGAGAGUCACCCAGAAGGAGGAGCUGGAGAAGCAGAAGGCCCAGCUGCAGCAGGAGGUGGACAAACUGGCCAAUGAGAAUGCUUCCAUGCGCGUUGAGCUGGACGCUCUGAGGUCUAAGUACGAGGCGUUACAGACGUUCGCCAGGACUGUGGCACGGAGCCCCACUGUCGGGGUCGGGGUUAGGGCUGGAGGAGGGGGAGGAGGGGGAGGGGUGCCGUCGUCAGUCAUUGGUCCACUCAUACCGGGAAAGGUGGCAACAGCGACAAGCGUGAUCACAAUAGUGAAGUCAAAAACAGAUGCACGGUCUUGAGGGAGGGAAAGAUAGAUGAGGGUGGAGUUCAGCUGCAACAGAGUAAUUCUUCUUCUCUGCCAGCCGCCUCUCCUCCACCUGCACUGACUUCAAACAGCUGGGCAGUCUCGAUCACAUGGCCUCAGCAUGUUCCCAUCACCUGUCUCUCAGAUCAGUGCAGGUGAAGGAAAGAAUGGAAGCAGAGGAAGAUUAUUGAGACUACAAAGAAGCCAGCCCUUGGUCAGCGCAUGAUCAUUUAGCACAGGACAGAUACACAGAGUUCCUACGGUCACUGAAAGCCUGGAAGAGUCAAAGAAUUUGAGAUUAGUUUUAUUCCAGGCUAGGAAAAAAAAAUCAUAAAACAUAAACGCCCAAAACACUUUGGAAAAAACAUGCAAUUUUGUUCAGUUCCGUUUACGUUAGUCAAAUGUUCGGUGUCGAGUUUUACUGCUGGUAGAUCUCUAGAUAUCUGUAAAUGCAUAAUAAUCCUGUCACACAUUUGCACAAUACAUUUGAAGUAGUCGUUAAACCAAAAUGUAGAACAUUUAAAUUUGCUAGAUCCACAAAAACAUUUGAAACCAUGUAUUACAUAUUUAUUAGAAUCAGAAGAACGGUACUCCUGAACUCCAAAAGAAUAGAUUUCUUGUGACCUGCUGAUUUCAGUGGCUGCAGAGGAGUUCCAUCUUGCUCCACCCAGCCAAGAACGUUUUCAAAAAAGUACUAUAGAAAAAUAUAUAUUACACAAUGGUGGUACCUGUAUUUCUACUGUUUUGUACUGUGCUGUCAUUCACAUGAGGUCCAAAGUGUAUUCUGUGUGUCAAUUGUUAUAUAUCAGGAAUUCUGUGAAAUUCUGUGGCGCGUGUUCGUUUUGGUAUUGCUAUAUUUAGUUAGUUGUAUUUUUUCUACGGUCUCUUCACUUUCUAUGUCCAACUCUCUUUCUCUGACGUAUUCUUUCUCUGUCCUUCCAUUUUUCAAUUCCAACUGGUUUCCAGUUAUUACACACAGUACUUCCUGGAUCUAACAGAGAGAGGGGGGAAAAGGCAAUUGAUAUUUACCAAAAAAACAAAACAAAAAAAACAACACUGUAGAGAAAAGGAGAUGAAGUUACUGAAACUGAAAAAGUCACUGACGUUAUCUCAGUUUAUAAGAAUUUUCAGGGAAAUGGUCAUUCGAACACCGGAGCGGAAGUAAGAUAAAGUUGUCUUCUGUCUGUUUGAGUUCCUCUCAAAAAUAUAUUCAAGAAAAUUGAAAGGGCAAGUGCCUUGGUCUCCUAAUGAUAUGCAUCAGGAAGAAGUCAAGAGGACAUGAACUGUGAAGAUUCAAUGCAAGUGCUUAUACCUGUGCUUAAUGGGAUACACUGACCAAUCAGGAAUCAGGUUGUGGCAGCAUUUAACUCUCGGUGUGCAUCGUCGUAUGAGCUGUGUAGUACCCAUCAGGAUUAUUAAUAUUAAUAUUAACACCCAUUUAUGUGACUUGGUUCAUUGGUUCAUUUACUCAAAGAAAAAACAAGAGGGGUCUGCAAAACAGGAGCAUUCAUCAGGAGUCAUUUAUCGUUCAUUUUCUUGCACAGUAUAUGCUUUUUGGAAAGGGUAAUGUCUAUAUAUCUGUUUUAUGUGAAUUACUUGGUUCACAUGUUUUUGACUAGGUUACUAACUCAUAAAUCUAGGUUGUUAUACCCACUGCAAAAAUGUCUUGCUUCAAAUCAAAGCAGUUUAGGUUGCAUUCCUCUUGCUUUUAACCACAAAGCUCACUUUGCAAGUGCAAAUGUGAUUACUCAUAAUGCAGUCUGCUGGCAGAGAUAUUUCUCUGAAUUUUCAGUCACAUAAAUGGGAUGUCAUUUCACUCGAGUUUUACCAGAAAAAUUAGUCUUAUGUGGUGUUCUAUACUUAAAAGAAUCUUUGUCUAUGUAUGGUAGAGUCUGGAAUUUUAUAAAGACAAUUAUCUUUGCAUUGUUUGUAACGACCUGUAAAAAAAAAAGGUAUGACAAAAUCUGUUUGAUAUACAGUAUCUCUCUAUUUUGCAAUUGUACCAAAAGUGGCUUAACUACUGAAUAGCUUUGUUUUCUCUCUAGUGACUAGGCACGUGUGUGUAACCGUGAACUAGCGUGUGGUGUGCUGUGUAGGUAUGUGACGAGGUAUCUAUAACGUUCACUAUUUCAUGGUUUUGACUUUGAUCCUUAUUUGAUUUCAGGCCGAAGCGGGUGAUGACACCGUGGGUAACUCUAAUUUUCUCUAAUCACAAAAUCUUUGCUCUCCCGGCCCGAUCAUUCAGCUCCAGCACUGCAGUCGUGUUAGAUCGUGUGUUUUAUCCGCUUGUACUCUGCUCUCAUGAUUUGUAAUUUUAAGUUCACUUUGGCAGACCCAUUUUCCGUGUAGUUGAACAGGCCUUUGUGGCUUUCUUUUGGCCCUUGCAGCGUUCAAAGCUUGUUAUUGCAGAUAAAAUGACUGAUGAGAUGAGGAGGUGUCAUGGUUAACCUCACAAGCCUCACUAUAUUGUGUAUUUGGGUCAUCUGUGGAGGUAAAAGAGAUGUGGAACUCAACAAUGGGCCUAAAUGGCGGCAUCACCCCUAAGUUAUUUUUGCAGUGUGUGAUAAAGAUGUUUGUUUUUGCUGUAUACAUUUUAUACAGUUAUGUAUGUAUAAUGUUGUUUCUGUUUUGUUUUGUUUGCGAACUGUUCUGUAUGUGUCAGGGAAGUGAAGCUAAUUUGUUUAUGUAUUUGGUGUUUUAUUAAGUGAAAAGGUGUUUUCUGCUAUUUAAUGGUUUGUCAAAGACUUAGGUUUACUUUAUAAAGUACAAUUGCCUCAAACAGUUUUUCAACAAAUGAAAACCUAAUUUAAAUUGAGUUAUUUACUGAAAUGGAAAAGAAAUUACAAUGGUUAAAAAAAACAGUACAAACAUGCAGCCUUUUACCUGAACCGCUACUUUUCCACUGUGAAGUAAAAAGGGGUUAGCUAGCCUACUGCUGUGCAGUUAUUAAGAUAAGCAAGAUAUGCCUUCAUUUGUACCCUACAUUCAUAUAAAAUAAAAUUCAAACAGGUGAGCAAUGUGCAAAGGCAUUGGAAGGGAAUGGGUGUGAGGUUUUAAAAUAUUAUUUCUCCAUUAUCUUUAGCCUGAUAACUAUUUGCACGUUCAGUCAACUGUGAAAUCAGAGAGCUACAAAUGUCAAAUGAAAAUGUCCGAUACAAUUUUUUAAAUGUCUUAUCACAGGAUUAUACUCCAUGGUAUUCAGCUAAAAGCAGAUAUCACCCGGUAUAUUUAUGUAUGUGAUCUAUAUAUUUUUUUAAAUGGUCCUGUUUUAUAUAUUAUUUGAUUUUCUACUUCUUUUUUUCAUAUAUUCUUUCUCUCCGUCACUCUGUUGCUUCCUGUCUGUCUUUACACUUGCUUGUUAAAUGAUGUUUUUGGUUUUUUUUGCUGGCAAGUCCUGUGUGGUGUGUGUGUGUGUGGUCACGUAUAAAAUAGGAAGCUAAGAUUAGGUCGUGUCAAGUUGAAGCUUCUCAGUGCUUGUCAAAAUAUACGUACUGUAUGUGCCACUGUCAAACAAUCCCACCCAGUCUGUAUUUUUAUGCUCCUCUUGUUUAAAAAUGAUGCACACUGUAUGAACAUAAAUGUGUUAACAUGGUGGCUGCUGUUUAAUAGACAUCUCUAAUUAUGCAAACUGUGUAGGGCAAAAUUAGACCUCCUGCCACAUGCUAUUGUAGUUGUCAUGUCAAGCUGUCAGUUUUAUAAUUGCAGGUACAGUGUGAUGUGACAAGGUUAGAGAGUUUAUACACAGAGUGUUUAGCAGUGUAUACUUGGUUUUAAAUGACAGUGCCAGUUUGUCUCUGUUUUAAUCUUAGUUAUGUGUUAUGUGGCUCACAUUGCUUUUUCAGUGUCACUUGACAAUUAACUGUGAAAACAUGAAAACACCCAUUAUGUUUUAUCAAUUACCAACUGAGAAAAAGACUGAAUGCAAAAUAUACUGUGGCUGUCAUGCAAAGCCUGCAGUCAAGCUGAAGAGUACCAUUAUUUUGUCUUCCAGGAUUGAAUAUCUUGUGGUUGUAGUGGGAUCAGGAUGUUAGGUCUCUAAACAAAUGAGGUGAAACAUUACAGUUUCUUCCUCAUUUUCACUCAGCACACAUGAUCAGCUGACAACAGUGACCUUUAGUGAUUAUCAGACAGGGCAGCUUUGUGGCUUUUCAUAACAGAGUUUAAGAGCUUGUAAGACAUGCUGACCUUAUUUUCCACUGCCUGUACAGGGGUCGUACCCUCCUUAUGAAAAGACAUUUCAUCACAAACCCAAUGGAACUACUCCUGAUCUAUAAAUAUUUUACAGCGGCAGAAAGGAGUGGUGGAGACACAUCUGAUAAAACUCUCAACCAUGUCCCACUCCACUUAUCCUAUUCCUGUAUACAAAGUGUCAGCAAGUUAACUCAGGAGGCUUCCAAGCCCUUCUUCAAAACUUCCGAUUCUUCUAGAAGAAGCAAAUCAUUAACUCCUUAUCUUGCUGCUUGGCCAAUCGGUAUGUAGUCAUUCAGUUGUUUUCCUGUCUAGUGAAUCACGCCACUGGACUCUAAAAGCCCUUUCAUCCACCGCCAAUGCCGAUCGAUGAGAGUAAAUGAACCAAGGAUUUCUUUGAUCGUUUGUUUGGUGUUUUCAUCAAUAAUAAUGUUUGUUUUGCCUCCCAGGUUAUCCCCCCCCCGUUCCUUAUGCUGCUCUCUCUUACUCUCUAUGCUGCCCCUGCCCUUAUCAGUUGUUCAGUCUCUAACAUGACAUUUUUACCCAGAGUUUGGGUAUCAUAUUUUUAGUUUUUAUUGUAACUGUCCACCUUUUUAAUUUGACUCAUGAUUUAAAAAACAACACACGUGUCUGCUGGUGAACAUUCGGCCAGGUUAUUCAUGGGAGCUGGGAUAUUUUUGUGUUUCUAAAAGUAUAUAAUGGUCAGUUUAAAGCUAUAAAAAAGUAGUGCGUUUGUGUGAAUAUGGCGUAGCCUAUUCAGAAAAGCCCUUGUAAUAGAACAUUCUGUGUUUUGUAAUAUUUCUGUAUGGGGUGUAAUACAUUAUUCUACAACAGUACUUUCUAUGGGAAAAUACUUAAAAUGUGACAGUCUUUGUAAGUAUUUAUCUUCAACUAAAUUAUUGUACCUUUUUUUUGCAAUUUGUAGAUACGUAAGUGAUGAUGACAAGGUAUUGGUAAUCAUGAAAUUAACUGUUUCAUCAUCUGUCCGACGCAUCUCUUAAUUUAUUGAUGUAUAUAGUGUAUGUUUGUUGAUAAACAGCUUACUUUAUUUUGUAUAUGACCAAUAAACAUGUUUUGAAAUGGAA